AUGGGUGUCUCUGUGUGUAUGGCACUUAGAGGAUCGCUCCUUCGUCUCAUAUGUGUUACAUAUCUGCUGUUGGCAAUGGGCGUUUUGACUCGGCAGCAGAAUGGUCCUUGUGCAGAUACUGGAAAUGGGUUUGGGGUAUGUGGGCUGAAUGGAAUCUGCCUAGUCUCUGGCACUUCCCCUAAUUGCAGUUGUCCUCCUGGAUUCGACUUUGUGGAGAAAGCUAAUCCAUCAAAUGGAUGCCUUCAGAUCACAUCCCAUCAAGAGAUCUGCAGUACAAAUGGUACAAAAAUGGAGACAAUUGAGAAGGUAGAUUGGCCUAAAAACGAUUAUUGGCACAUGGAAUUCGUGAAUCAAACUGCCUGCCAGCAGGCAUGUAUUGAUGACUGCUAUUGCACAGUUACCAUCUACGGCAAUGUUAACGGCACAGACAAUUGUUGGAAGAAGGCAAUGCCUCUGAGAAAUGGCGUUGCAAGCCCUACACGAAUCGCCUAUAUAAAAGUCUACAGUGGAAUUUCUGAAGCUGUACCGCCUCCGCCGUCAAAGGUAAUAAAGGAGGAGAAAGGAAAGGGGCUUGCACUUGUUGGAAUAAGCAUUAUGGGUUGCUCCUUGGUCGUUGCAGUAAUUUUGUUAUUGCUAUGGUUGCUUACAUGCCGAUCCAAGUUGAAAGUCUUCCACGAGCAACAUAAGUUUAAUCCGAUCGGGCUCAAGCCAUUUAGUUAUCAUGAGCUUGACGCUGCAACUGAAGGUUUCAAGGUAGAAAUAGGAAGGGGCGCCUUUGGGACGGUAUACAAGGGCACCUUAGCUGACGGAAGAGCAAUUGCAGUGAAGAAGCUUCACGAUCUGUUCAAGAAACAAAACCCUGAAGAGGGGGAAAAGGAGUUCAGAACAGAGAUGGGUAUCAUCGCAGCAAGCCAUCACAAAAAUCUUGUUCAGCUCUAUGGUUUCUGUGACGAGGGCUCCCACAAGAUUCUGGUGUACGAGUACAUGUCCAACGGGUCUCUGGACGACCGCCUGUUUAAAGGUACAAAGGGUCUUGAUUGGGAGCUGCGUGUUCAGAUCCUUUUAGGGACUGCGAGAGGGCUCCUCUACUUACAUGAAGAGUGCAGAACCCAUAUAAUCCAUUGUGACAUAAAGCCUCAGAAUAUUUUGCUGGAUGAAAAUUACUGUGCUAAGAUAUCUGACUUUGGGAUAUCCAAAUUGCUUGGUGUACAACAAACGAGGACGUUUACUUUGGCCCGUGGCACCCUGGGUUACAUGGCACCUGAGUGGCAAAAGACUAUGGCAGUUUGUGUCAAGGUAGACGUGUAUAGCUUCGGAGUGCUACUCUUGGAGGUCAUCUGCUCCAGGAAAAUGUUGCAAUUGGAGGUUCCAGAGAAUGAAAUAAUGUUGUCUGACUGGGUGUACGACUGCUUCAAACAUGGGAGACUUGCAAAGUUAGUUGAGCAACAAGAGUGCAGAGGUAUGGAGGUAAGACAGUUGGAAAGAAUGGUAUUGGUGGGGUUUUGGUGCAUUCAGGAAGAUCCUUUUCUCAGGCCAUCAAUUAAGAAGGUGCUUCAGAUGCUGGAAGGAACAGUGGAAAUUACAGUGCCCCCUAAUCCAAUACCAUCUUCAUUACACAGUGGAAGCAAUUCAGUCUGA
Molecule: messenger RNA, 1638 nt
Organism: Cryptomeria japonica (Japanese cedar)
Lineage: Eukaryota; Viridiplantae; Streptophyta; Pinopsida; Cupressales; Cupressaceae
Product: G-type lectin S-receptor-like serine/threonine-protein kinase LECRK3
Exons: 1
Coding region: 1-1638 (545 amino acids)
Biological process (GO): protein phosphorylation
Molecular function (GO): protein kinase activity; ATP binding
Source: RefSeq, a predicted model, not a curated record